GGCGCAGAUUCGGGUUUGGGCUUGAUUUCUGGACACUGAGAUACGACACUAUUGUCGAAUUCAUGAAGAUAUUCUAUGCGUUCGCCAACGUAUACACGCUCGCAAUAGCCGCUCUCAAAGCAACAAUCUUGUUCUUCUACCAGAGAGUCUUUGGCGGGUUCAGCUCGCCGUUCACCACCAUACUGUGGUGUACCCAAGCGUUCAACCUCUUAACCUUCAUUGGUUUCACGAUCCCAACAAUAGCACAGUGUCAACCACUAAGUUUCGCAUGGGAGGGGUGGGAUGGACGUCAUGAAGGAUUUUGCCUCAAUAUCCUCUCCAUGAUCGUCACUCAUGCCGCUGUCAAUAUAGGUUUAGAUAUAUGGAUGCUUGUGUUGCCCUCAACUCAGGUGCUUCGGCUAAACUUGAGAUGGCGAGAAAAGGCGGAGAUUUUGGCCAUGUUUGGCAUCGGAAUUUUGACCAAUACGAGGAAUCGCGUAGAACUUUACCAACUAACAGGAAUUGUGCCCAAGCAUCACGGCCAGGAUGCAUUCUACCUUCACAUGUGGAGCUACAUUGAGAUAUCAGUCGGCUCUACCCGCUACGCGGCAGCUGCUACGCCACUGGAUCCCAAAAUCAUUUCGAGCUAUAAGACGAGAGGCACCCAGGAAUAUGGCGCAAGCGCGGCCAGGCGAUUCAACGAGGACGCUAAGGAAUACACCAGUUACGGGUCUCAGCGUGGAUCAGGCGAGCCCAACGAGUGUGGAAGGGUUUGCGGCAUCAAGUCGUCAUGGAGAUGA
This is a messenger RNA of Colletotrichum gloeosporioides, 779 nucleotides long. RefSeq lists its product as uncharacterized. The record is from RefSeq and is a predicted model, not a curated record. NCBI's taxonomy places the organism in Eukaryota, Fungi, Ascomycota, Sordariomycetes, Glomerellales, Glomerellaceae. The transcript has 5 exons. The coding region runs from base 63 to 779 and encodes 238 amino acids.